AUGUCUAGCCGGCGGAAGGCUUCCACCCCCUGUAUGAUCCGACCACAGGAGACCAUGGUGGAGUUGGAGGAUGAUGAGGAGACAACAGAGAACCAUACUGAGGAGGCUGCUAUGGAGACAGAUCCAUCAGGUGACCUAGACCUGACAGGGAAGACCUCUGACUCGCCAGCAGCGCCUGACAUCCCAAUGUCAGAGUCUUUAGACAGUUCCAAGCCUUCACGUAAACAGCAAAGGGGCUAUGAGUGCAAGUACUGUACCUUUUCCACUCAGAACCUCAACACGUUUAAAGAACACGUGGAUGCCAACCACCCUAACGUCAUCCUCAACCCACUGUACCUGUGCGCCGUUUGUAACUUUAACACAAAAAAGUUUGACUCCCUGACAGAGCAUAAUGAGAGGAAUCACCCGGGGGAGAGCAACUUCAAGUUUAAACGUAUCAAAAUGAACAAUCAGACAAUCUUGGAACAGACAAUAGAGGGCUGCAGUAACAAUGCAGCAAUUUACAAUAGUUCCAGUGUCGUAUCUGGUAAAGCAGAGGGGCAGGGCACGGUGCCCCUCAGCAAAACCACUGCAAUCAAAAUCGGGAAACAAAAAGUCAUGUCUUCAGAAAAUAAAAGGACGGAGCCUCAGUUGUGUAAACUGAACCCUGACUUGACACAGAAAGCAAUCACAGCACUCAAUGUCAAUGGGACAGUAAUCAUCCCAGAGGCAACUCUCCUCAAAGCUGACGGCCUUUCUCACAUCAUGCCUUCCCUGCAGCGGCCUGUAAACUACACCCAGGUGCCGAAGAUCGCUAUUCCCCUCAACACAACCAAAUACAAUCCUUCUUUGGAUGACAACCUGACGCUUAUCUCUUCCUUCAACAAGUUCCCUUACCCAACACAAGCAGAGCUCUCUUGGCUUACUGCAGUCUCCAAACAUCCAGAGGAACAAAUUAAAGUCUGGUUUACCACCCAGAGGCUCAAACAGGGCAUUAGCUGGUCACCAGAGGAGGUGGAGGAAGCGAGAAAAAAGAUGUUCAAUGGUACAAUCUCCUCUGUGCCUCAGACCUUCACAGUUGUCACACCCCACCUUACCACUCAGUCAUCCGCCAACCCACCUCCAGUAACGACCUCAGCCACUAAAUCGGUGCAGCCCGCCGCUCCGGUCCUUCAGUCCGUCCCCUGUCAGCUCUUGGGACAGACCAGCUUGGUGCUGACUCCAGUAGCUAACGGCUCUGCUGUCACUUGUGCACCACUUGCACUCACGUUGGCUAAUCAGGUAGCUCAGUCACUUAAACGGCCUUUGGCCUCACCCUCAGCUGUCUCCGAGAGUAAACGACCCUCCAUCAUUCAAGCCAUAUCUGCGCCUGUUGCCACAUCCAAGAUGGGAUCGCCUAAAGUGUUAAAUUUCACUGCGGAUCCCAACAAAACAGCCGAGCAGUUAUCAGUGCUACGGUCCAGCUACAUGCAGUGUCCUUUCCCUGAGGAAGAAGAGAUCUACAGACUGAUCGAAACCACUGGGUUGUCCAGAGGAGAGAUUAAGAAGUGGUUCAGUGAACAAAGGCUCCUUAAUCUCAAAGGUGUCCCUCCGCCCCCAUUGCUAGUGAAAGCGGAGGUGACUCCGGUACCUAAAGAUGGACCCGUGAGAAAAGCGGUCCCGAGCCACUUCCCCCUUCUGGAGCGGGUAAAGGGGAAAUCCUCAGAUCAGCUGAAGGCACUUGAGGAGAGUUUCCAGAGAAGCAGCACUCCAACGGACACUCAGCUUGAUCAACUGGCCCAGGACACCAGGCUUUCCAAGACUGAAGUAGACUGCUGGUUUUCUGAACGCAGAGCACUGAGGGACAACAUGGAGAAGGCCUUGCUCAGCGUGACCACUAAAAACGCAGAUGACAAAGGCGACAAGCCAGGGGUGUUGCUUAAUGGUUCCUCUCAUCGCGAGCAGGAUGGGAAAACGCUCCAAUCAUCGGCCCUCCCACCUUUCCUUUCUUCGUCGUCGUCAUCCUCUUCUUCCCCUCCAAUACUUGCAGCUUCCUCCCCUCAUCCUCCAACCUUGUCUGCCUCUGCAUCACCACCCAUCCUUAAUUCAUCCUCCUCCUCUCCGCAUCCUCCUGUCCUCUCUGUGUCGGCGAACCCAGCUGCGAUUCCAAGAUGCUCUCUCACACUGCUCCGAAAGAUGUUUUGUCGGACCCAAUGGCCAACACCUGAAGAAUACAGCCAGCUGGAGGCACAAACAAGCCUGGGCCGCACUGACAUUGUACGUUGGUUUAAGGAACACCGCUCGGCUCUGAAGAACGGCGAGACUUUGGACUGGUUGGAAGUUUAUCAAAGCCAAAAAGAACAACAAAAAUCAGGACAAGAGCAGAAUGGAGACAGUUUUGACAAACAACAACACAGUGUAUCACCAGAGGGAAAUGUGGAGGAACCUGGUGAUAAGAAAACAGCAGCAGCAUCAAUGGAGAACUCCAAGCUGUCCAACCCAGAAGCAGUACAGUGGUUGACUGAAAAACUCACUCAUAGUGUGUCAGACCUAAGCCAGGCCAGGCUGGACCAGACGAGCUCCAACAUUGCUGAAAAGGGGAGGUGGGUUCAGGUGACUGUGGCUGUGGGUGAAGAGCGUGAGGGAGGAUUACAAAGACAGAAACUGGCAGCAGAUGCUGAUGUUUUGACCUUGGAGCAACCUGGCAAAGUCACUGGUUGA
Molecule: messenger RNA, 2679 nt
Organism: Nerophis lumbriciformis (worm pipefish)
Lineage: Eukaryota; Metazoa; Chordata; Actinopteri; Syngnathiformes; Syngnathidae
Source: RefSeq, a predicted model, not a curated record